AUGGUCGAUCGGCGCUCGGAUUCCGAAGACGGCUCCCGUGCUAAACGUCAGAAGAUGGACAAGACCGAAACGGACCCCAGGGACAAUCCGUAUCUUGCUCACAUGUAUGCGGACGAGUCGCGCUCUGACGGCACGCUGGAUAAGGACUCGCCUUUCGCCAAAGUCAAGAGACACCAAACGACUGCCGCUCAGGCGAAGAAGAUCGAGGAUGGAGAUCUCAAUCCUUUCAACAACCAACCGUUCUCUAGCAAGUACUUUUCAAUCUUGCAGACUCGUCGCGAUCUCCCCGUCCAUGCGCAGAGAGAUGAGUUCCUAGAGUUAUACCAGAAAUCCCAGAUCCUCGUCUUCGUCGGUGAGACUGGUUCCGGUAAAACGACUCAGAUCCCCCAGUUUGUCCUUUUCGACGACCUGCCCCAGACCCAACGCAAGAUGGUCGCAUGUACCCAACCCCGUCGUGUGGCCGCCAUGUCCGUCGCCCAGCGUGUCGCUGCUGAAAUGGAUGUCAAACUUGGAGAGGAAGUCGGUUACAGUAUCCGUUUUGAAGACAUGACCAGUCCCAAGACGGUCCUCAAGUACAUGACCGACGGUAUGCUUUUGAGAGAAGCCAUGAACGAUCACAACCUCAACCGGUACAGCACGAUUAUUCUGGACGAAGCUCACGAGAGAACCAUGGCUACGGAUGUUCUGAUGGGUCUUCUGAAGGAGGUUGUGCUGCGCCGGCCUGACCUGAAGAUCAUUAUCAUGUCCGCCACCCUGGAUGCGCAGAAGUUCCAACGCUAUUUCAACGACGCCCCCCUGCUUGCAGUCCCUGGUCGUACCCACCCGGUUGAGAUCUUCUAUACUCCCGAGCCCGAGCAGGACUACGUGGAAGCUGCUAUUCGCACUGUUUUGCAAAUUCAUGCCACGGAAGCCGACGGCGAUAUCCUUCUGUUCUUGACCGGUGAAGAAGAGAUCGAAGAUGCGUCCCGAAAGAUUUCAUUGGAGGCAGAUGAAAUGGUGAGGGAGGUUGAUGCCGGGCCGCUGAAGGUAUAUCCCUUGUACGGUAGUCUUCCACCCCACAUGCAACAGCGCAUCUUUGAGCCCGCACCCGGUCCCCGUCGCCCGGGUGGUCGCCCUGGCAGAAAGGUCAUUGUGUCCACCAACAUCGCUGAAACUUCUCUUACCAUUGAUGGUAUCGUGUAUGUUGUGGAUCCUGGCUUCUCUAAGCAGAAGAUCUACAACCCUCGCAUUCGUGUGGAAUCCCUCCUCGUGUCUCCUAUCUCCAAGGCGUCUGCACAGCAACGUGCUGGUCGUGCUGGUCGUACCCGCCCCGGAAAGUGUUUCCGUCUCUAUACCGAAGGUGCCUUCAAGAAAGAGUUGAUUGACCAGACUUAUCCCGAAAUUCUGCGUUCCAACCUGUCGUCCACGGUCUUGGAAUUGAAGAAGCUUGGAAUUGAUGACCUGGUCCACUUCGAUUUAAUGGACCCUCCUGCGCCGGAGACUCUCAUGAGAGCUCUGGAAGAGCUGAAUUAUCUGGCCUGUCUCGACGAUGAGGGCAACCUCACACAGCUGGGUCGUCUGGCGUCCGAAUUCCCUCUCGACCCUGCGCUCGCGGUCAUGCUGAUCAGCUCUCCCGAGUUCUACUGCUCGAACGAGAUCCUCUCCAUCACGGCCUUACUUUCGGUGCCAAACGUUUUCGUGCGACCGGCUUCCCAGCGUAAGCGCGCAGAUGAGAUGAAGAACCUCUUUGCCCACCCUGAUGGUGACCACCUGUCUCUUCUCAACGUUUAUCAUGCGUUCAAGAGUCCCGAGGCGCAAGAGAACCCCAAACAAUGGUGUCAUGAUCAUUUCCUUUCGCUGAGAUCCCUCCAAUCAGCCGAUAAUGUGCGCAUGCAACUCCUGCGGAUUAUGGAGCGUGAGGAACUGGAAAUGGUUUCGACGCCUUUUGAGGACAAGAAAUACUAUGAAAACAUUCGCCGUGCGCUGUGCGCCGGAUUCUUCAUGCAGGUUGCCAAGAAGGAGUCUCAAGGCAAGAGCAUGUACACCACCAUCAAGGACAAUCAAAACGUUCUCUUGCACCCGUCGACUGUUCUGGGCUGGGAUGCCGAGUGGGUUCUGUACAAUGAGUUUGUCCUGACCACAAAGAACUAUAUCAGAACUGUUACUGCAGUCAAGCCUGAGUGGCUCAUUGAUAUUGCCCCUACUUAUUAUGAUAUCUCCACGUUCCCCAAGGGUGAAAUUCGAUCUGCUCUUCUCCGUGCCGCCGAAAGGCUGUCGCGGAAGGAAAAGAUGCGUGCCGACUCGGGAAAAAGACGAUAG
Molecule: messenger RNA, 2298 nt
Organism: Aspergillus terreus NIH2624
Lineage: Eukaryota; Fungi; Ascomycota; Eurotiomycetes; Eurotiales; Aspergillaceae
Product: DEAH-box ATP-dependent RNA helicase PRP43
Exons: 3
Coding region: 1-2298 (765 amino acids)
Cellular component (GO): intracellular anatomical structure; spliceosomal complex
Molecular function (GO): RNA binding; RNA helicase activity; ATP binding
Source: RefSeq, a predicted model, not a curated record